Carica papaya (papaya) is the source of this 2921-nucleotide messenger RNA. RefSeq names its product iron-regulated protein 3 (gene IREG3). Gene Ontology annotation, molecular function: iron ion transmembrane transporter activity. Gene Ontology annotation, biological process: iron ion transmembrane transport. Gene Ontology annotation, cellular component: membrane. NCBI's taxonomy places the organism in Eukaryota, Viridiplantae, Streptophyta, Magnoliopsida, Brassicales, Caricaceae. The record is from RefSeq and is a predicted model, not a curated record.
AUGGCCACACGUUUCGCCUCCUCAGCCCGCGUUGAGCUGUCCGCCACCGGCGGACUGAAGCGAAAACAUUCACAGAUAAGGUUCUCCCCUCCUCCUCCUCCUUGAUUCGCCACUACCCAAUAAGAGAAACCCGCCCGGUUACGGAAACACAGACAUUAUUAUAUCUGUUGGUGAAAGAAUCCUGUUUUUUUUCUCUCUCUUUGUUUUGUUUUGCGAUUUUCUGCUCAAGUGAAGGAAGUCGAGAGAUUAAAGACGGGAUUUUUACAUCUGGGAAUUUCUUGAUUCUUUUUGAGGACUGCAUGAGUAGUCAGGAACUGAACUAUUGGUGCUCCAAGAUUGAGUGCUCGAAGAAGAAGUUGCGGCAAGAGCUAAAGCGAGCAUGGCUAUGUCUAUGGUUACCGUCAGUCAAUCACCAUCUUCGCGUUUGUUAUACCAUUUUCCGGUUAGAGAAGGUUCUAUAUCGGCAACGCUUUCUCAUCGAAUUCGCCAUCGCUUCCCUUAUUGCAGAUGGGUGAGCAGCAAUUCCCUCUUUGCCACUCACAGGUCUGGUAGCUUUUAUUCAAGGUGUUCAAUAACAAAUACUGAUGUAUGUCACAACCAAGUUGCUACUGAUGGAGAGAUUGCAGAUGAUUUAGCAGCAGUGAAUGCAGAUUGUCCAGUCCCAAUUGUCCAUCUCAAUUCGGACAUUCUCGAAACUGAAUCUUUGAGCUUACUAACUGAGUGCACUUAUGUAGACAGUAUUUUGACAACAUUGCCGGUUUUAACAGAAGAGGAGCAGAAUGCCCUGGCAGCAACUCCAGCACAUCCAGAAGGAUUGUAUGCUUUUUAUGCUAGCUGCUUGGCUGGGAAUUUGGUGGAGCAGCUCUGGAAUUUUGCUUGGCCUUCUGCUAUUGCAUUGCUGCAUCCAAGCCUUCUUCCAGUGGCAGUCAUUGGAUUUUUUACCAAGAUUGCAAUAAUUGUUGGAGGACCUUUAAUUGGAAAACUUAUGGAUCAUUCUCCAAGAGUGCCUGCAUAUAUAUGUUUGAACACUUUCCAGGCAGCGGCUCAGUUGCUUUCAGCUGCAAUGAUAAUUCACGCGCAUACUGCUUCUUCCACCUCUAUGCCAACUGCACUUUUCCGUCCUUGGUUUUGUGUACUAGUAUUGGCAGGUGCUAUAGAAAGACUAUCUGGAGUAGCAUUGGGGGUCGCUAUGGAGCGGGAUUGGGUUGUGCUGUUAGCAGGUAUAAAUAGGCCAAUUGCUCUUGCACAAGCAAAUGCUAUUCUCAAUCGAAUCGAUCUGCUCUGUGAGAUAGCUGGAGCAUCAGUAUUUGGCCUUCUUCUCUCUAACUAUGAUCCAGUGACAUGUUUGAAGUUCGCUGCUGGUUUAAUGGUCUGGUCGUUGCCUGUCAUGAUUUUUCUUGUAUGGUUAACGAACAAAUUGUCAACUGGGGUUCUUGACCGUGCUAAAUGUUCACAUAGCUGUUGUAGAGCUUCCGAUGAGGGACCUCUUCCUCAUGCUAACAACAUAGUGGAUUCAGGUGUAGAAGCUAUUAAGCUAGGAUGGAAGGAAUACAUUCAGCAACCAGUUCUUCCUGCAAGCCUAGCUUAUGUGCUUCUCUACUUCAAUGUUGUUCUUACUCCUGGGAGUUUGAUGACGGCAUUUCUAACACAGCGUGGUUUAAAUCCUUCCAUCAUUGGGGCUUUUAGUGGAUUAUGUGCUUUUAUGGGUGUUGCAGCAACAUUCUUAUCUGCAAACCUGGUCAAGCAAUUUGGUAUCUUAAAGGCUGGAGCAGUUGGAUUAAUAUUUCAAGCUUCACUUCUUGCUGUAGCUGUUGCUGUGUAUUGGAGUGGAUCUCUUUCACAGCAAAGCCCAGUUAUUUUCUUCUUGUGCUUAAUUGUAUUAUCAAGGUUGGGACAUAUGUCAUAUGAUAUAGUGGGCGCACAGAUUCUUCAAACCGGGAUACCAUCCUCCAAAGCAAAUCUUAUUGGGGCAACAGAAAUUUCUGUUGCAAGUUUAGCAGAGUCCAUAAUGUUGGGAGUUGCAAUAGUUGCAAAUGAUGUUUCACAUUUUGGGUUUCUAGCAGUUCUGUCACUUUUAUCUGUCAUUGUUGCUGCAUGGAUGUUCUGCAGGUGGCUGUUGAAUCCAACAGAUGAGCAAAGAAAUCUUUUCUCUUUUGACCCGCAGUCUUAAUUGUCAGUGUAAGCAUUUGUUUACUAUAAUGUUGUGUAUGGUUAAAUUCUCAUUUAAUCCUUAAUCAAUUUUUAAUUCUAAAUGGGAACUGAAGCAAACGCAAAACCUAAGUGUCAAGGAAAUUUGUACAGUGGUAGGAUACAGAUUUAGUUAGAAGGUAAAGGAAAAACAUUUACCCGUUACCAUGUGAGCUUUUCUGAAAAUGUUCGACAUAAAGUUUCAUUUUUAUCUGUCUAAUGUUGGAUUGUAUUACCAUUGGUUAUGAAUAUCAGGUCCCUGAGGAUAGAAAAUGUUGACAAGAGUUCUCGAUGUGAAUUUGAGUUGAUAUGAUCGUAAUAUAAUCAUUUUGUCUUCGUUUGUUGUGGGAUAAAUAGCAGACACAACCUCCCCCAUUGCAACUGCUCUUCAACAAUGACCCAUAUUCAAUUUUGCAGCUUCCACAUCUAUUUACUUACUAAGAAGGCAUGUCUGCAGGGCUCACCGAAUUAUUAGCUUAUCUGCUGCGCAGUGUGGCUCUACUGCAAAAAAAGAGUGAAAUGGGCGUUUGUAUCUAUGCGAAACAAGUAAAAUGUUAGAGCAGAAAACAGAGAUUAGGUUUUUGCUCGUUUUCUGAAUCCAAAACUUGUACAGACACUUUGAAAAGAAAAGAGAAGAAGUUGUUAAAAGCAGGGAAAAGAAAUGUAAAGCGUUGAUUUGGUAGGCAAACAAGACUGUAAAGAAAAUGAUUAAUUGAAAAUGUUUUGGUUGUUCA